AUGUACAUGGGAAUGUGCCCGUGGGUGUACGAUAUUGACAACGUGCAUGUGCCAAGGCCACUGCACAUCGUGAAUACACGCGGUAUCUUUCCAAAGCCACUUAGUUGUUGGCCGCUGCUGUUGUUGCUGCUGCUGCUGGUGCUGCUGCUGCUGUUGCUGCCGGUGCUGCUGCUGUUGCUGCGGUUGCUGUUGCUGCUGCUACCGCGGAAACGAGAUGUGCUGCACACAAGCGCUGCUGCUCCGCUGACAGCCGCUGCCCUUCAUGCUGCUCUCUUGAAGACCGGAAGAACAAUCAAAUUUUAG
Molecule: messenger RNA, 303 nt
Organism: Rangifer tarandus platyrhynchus (Svalbard reindeer)
Lineage: Eukaryota; Metazoa; Chordata; Mammalia; Artiodactyla; Cervidae
Source: the annotation of a GenBank genome assembly